This is a messenger RNA of Olea europaea var. sylvestris, 632 nucleotides long. RefSeq names its product pollen allergen Che a 1-like. The record is from RefSeq and is a predicted model, not a curated record. NCBI's taxonomy places the organism in Eukaryota, Viridiplantae, Streptophyta, Magnoliopsida, Lamiales, Oleaceae. The transcript has a single exon. The annotation marks the transcript as partial.
UGCUUGUAUUGGCCAGGUGCUCUUGUCAAAAUUGUGUGCAAAGACAGGUACACCUCACAAGUUACAUACGAGGUUGAGGGUGUGACCGACUCAACGGGAACAUACAAUAUCCUCGUACAGAGUGACCGUGGAGACGAUGCAUGUGAUGCAGUUUUGGCCAAGAGCUCAGAUCCUGAAUGCAGCACUCCUAACUUGGGCAGGGACAAAGCCAGAGUUAUCCUCACCCGCAACAAUGGCAUGAUUUCUGACGCUCGUUAUGCCAAUGCUAUGGGAUUCCUCCAGGAUGUGCCUUUGGCUAGCUGCCCCCAGAUCCUCCAGAAAUACCAGGAAGCCGAGGAUUGAAGCAAUUGAUUGUCGACUUCUGCAUCCAUGUAGAAUCUGAUAUAUGUUAUAAUGCCUUAUUGUCAAUGGUGUAUUUGGGUUGUUAUUGUUUCUGAACAAUGCUGUGAUGCGUCUUUAGCUUUUCUUGAUUUAUUCAAGACAUUGUUAUCUUAUCACAACACUGUGGCUUGCAAAGUUGGAUGGUUGAAAUAGAUGUCAUAUUUUUGUGCUGAAAAAUGCUUGUAAGUUGUAACAGAUUGUUUUGGUGAUCCAUUCGUAGCUAAGUUCUACAAAGUUCAAUCUAUUUUCUC